Molecule: messenger RNA, 880 nt
Organism: Terrapene triunguis (Three-toed box turtle)
Lineage: Eukaryota; Metazoa; Chordata; Testudines; Emydidae
Gene: CHAC1
Product: ChaC glutathione specific gamma-glutamylcyclotransferase 1
Exons: 3
Coding region: 151-789 (212 amino acids)
Biological process (GO): glutathione catabolic process
Cellular component (GO): cytoplasm
Molecular function (GO): gamma-glutamylcyclotransferase activity; glutathione specific gamma-glutamylcyclotransferase activity
Source: RefSeq, a predicted model, not a curated record
GCUGCGGGGGGCCCCAGCCGUGUUCGCCGCCCCGCCCCUGCGCUGGGGCUGCCCCCGUGCAGCAGCCUCGGGAGCCUACUGCAGCGCUGCUGCCCCCGCCUCGCCGCCAGCGGCCGCCGCCCCCGCCUGCUGGGUCCGUGCAGCCGGGCGAUGAAGCUGCCCGCGGAGCGCCAGGCGCAGGAGGAGGAGGAUGCUGGGGAGCAGAAAACGCCCCUCUGGAUCUUCGGCUACGGCUCCCUGGUGUGGAGACCCGACUUCGAGUUCAGCUCCAGGAAGGUGGGCUUCAUCCGCGGCUACAGCCGCCGCUUCUGGCAGGGAGACACCUUCCACCGCGGCAACGACAAGAUGCCUGGCCGUGUGGUUACCCUCCAGGAGGAUUAUGAUGCAUGCACGUGGGGUGUUGCCUAUGAAGUCCGUGGAGAGCAGAUUGCUGCAUCGCUUCAGUACUUGAACAUGCGAGAAGCAGUCCUGGGGGGCUAUGACACCAAACUAGUGAAGUUCCACCCCCAGGAUAAAGAGGCUGACGAACCCAUCCUGGCCCUAGUUUACAUUGCUACACCCCAGAACCCCACCUACCUUGGCCCAGCGUCUGAAGAGGACAUUGCAGCCCAGAUCAUUGUCUCGAGCGGUCGGUCUGGACACAACAUAGAGUAUCUGCUGCGACUGGCAGACUUCAUGCGCUACUUUUGUCCCCAGGUGGAGGACGAACACUUGUUUUCCAUUGAGGAGGCCCUUGUUUCCAUCCUGCCCUGUCUAUGCCAGGCUGAGGAGCCUUUAGUGGAGGUGUGAAUGAGACUCCUAUCUCAGAGGGCUGAAAGGGGAGAUGUCUUCAUUUGAUAUUUUCAAAUGAAGACAUGAGGGGGAAGGAAAAAAUACAUUG